AAGCCUCCUGCCAGGGCGGUGAGCGGUUGCUUAGUCAUCACAUGCCAUCCCAGAGCUACCAGCUCCCCCCACAUUCCAUAUCACCCCGACGAGCUCUUAUCAACUUCCGAGUCAACCUUGAACUCUUGUAUGUUCACAGCUAUGGCUGGCAAUAUUAUCAUAUUUGCUGGAGCUCCGGAGAGCUCGUUACUAGAUUGGGAUUCUCCAAAUCUGUUGCUCCAUUUAGAAGAACCCUUAGCUCGAUUUGCUGGACUCAACCCGCCUUGCACCCCACCAGCUGCCCCGGCCCCAGCUCCAGGCUCUCUACCUCAAUAUGCCGUCUGGAGGGCACUAUCUCUGGAGAAAGAACACCUGACUUUUGGCCUGUCUCAGCGUCAUGACAUAGACUAUGCUCCACAGUUGGAGGGCAACUCCCAUUUCUUCACGACUUCGUUCACUAGUGUUGCAGAGGAGGGCGACGGUGCUGACUCGACAAAUGUUGAUCCCACACACGAGCUCGUUUCCCAGUUUUAUGAGCAUUCUCUGGCUGUUUAUAAUGAAAUACCAUCAUCUCAACUGAACCCGAGCACUGGCGAGGCUCAGGACUCAUCCGUCCUGACCAACGACUCCUCAAACUGGACCACCGACAGCUCGCACGAAGUCUUACCUAAGGAACCCAUUGGCCGCAAUGGGGAUGGACACCUCAGCCAUCUACAGGACAUCCCUUCCGCGGCAUAUCUAGUGAAGAUCCAUCCCCAGACCAUGACAGUUAAUCUGGUAGUUGGAAUCAUCUCCAUUGCAGCACCUCGAACUGUCAAGACUCGUUGGGGCUCGUCAAGGACAUUGGUCGAAGUCCUCGUUGGGGAUGAAACGAGGUCCGGGUUUGCCGUAACCUUUUGGCUGCCGUCCGACAGUGUCGGCCAGAGCGUGCUUGCCGGGCUGCGGUGCCAGGACGUGGUGUUGAUGCAGAAUGUUGCUUUGAACGUAUUCAUGAGGAAGGUGUACGGAUCCAGCUUGCGCAAGGACCUCACAAAGGUCGAUCUACUGCAUCGGAAAAGGCUCGACGCAGUUGACAGCGGAGGCUAUUAUACAGCUGCCGACCUGGCUUCCACAAACACGACCCAUCCACAGCUAGACAAGACGAAGAGGGUCAGGGAAUGGGUCCUCAAAUUCGUCGCCAUUGGCGGUGAUGCGGAUGGCAAUAAAGCCCCCGAACGCCCCUGGGAUCGACCGCCCGAUGAUACGCAAUGACAAUGCGACUUCCCUCUACAGACCAUUACAAAUAUGUGGCCCUCGAUGCGGCCCAGGGAAGUUGGGAAUCCUCUCAGGUAUACGACGCCUAUCUUACAGCAAGAGACCAAAUCUAUCAAGGCACAAAUAACUAAGUGGGGAGUUUUGGCGAUGUCAAUAUCGCCACGAACUCAUGACUGGCUGUUUCCCUGCACUCCAGCUUUCUCUGCGUCCGGACCCCCGCUUUCUAUAUCGCUGUGGCCGACUUCCUUUUCGACUGGCGCCUUCUUAAUCUUCUUCCAAGUCAAUAAACAAGAAAUGACAAAGGCCGCCCCAGCGCAACCCAUGCUGGCAUAGUACGUG
Molecule: messenger RNA, 1572 nt
Organism: Phialemonium atrogriseum
Lineage: Eukaryota; Fungi; Ascomycota; Sordariomycetes; Cephalothecales; Cephalothecaceae
Exons: 2
Coding region: 130-1230 (366 amino acids)
Source: RefSeq, a predicted model, not a curated record